Molecule: messenger RNA, 904 nt
Organism: Branchiostoma belcheri (Belcher's lancelet)
Lineage: Eukaryota; Metazoa; Chordata; Leptocardii; Amphioxiformes; Branchiostomatidae
Product: interferon-induced protein 44-like
Exons: 6
Coding region: 1-840 (279 amino acids)
Source: RefSeq, a predicted model, not a curated record
AUGUUCUGCUCAAAGUUUCACGUAAGAGAACGAGAGCGACGGAAGCAGCAUGUAGCUGGGUACAAACCGCCGAGCAAUUCAUCCGUGAGCCAGAUAAAUAUCCAGCUGUACGGCCAGGUCGGCGCUGGGAAGUCCAGCUUCCUCAACACCAUCAACUCCAUCUACAAAGGCCGCGUGUCCGCACAGGCAAUGACCGGGAAUCAGGCAACCAGUCUUACUAAAAAGUACCGUCCCUAUGAGGUGCGGGCAGGUCCGGAUGGCGAGGCCCUGUGUUUCCGGCUGUGUGACACCAUGGGGCUGGAGGACGCCAGUACCGGCCUGCACCUGGACGACGUGUCCUACCUCAUAGACGGCAACGUACCGGACGGCUACCAGUUUCAUGCGGACGUUAGAAUCACCCCGGCCACCCCUGGCUUCAAGAGCACGACCAGUCUAAAGGACCGCACUCACUGUGUGGUGCUGGUCAUGGACGCCGGCAACAUCAGCGUCAUGCCACAGGACACCGUGGACAAGCUCAAGGCCAUCUAUAGGAAGGCACUGGAUCGGGAAAUACCCACCGUGAUCUUGCUGACUAAGGUCGACAAAGCGUGCGAACACGUGGCCGAUGAUCUCUCCCUGGUGUUCCGCAGUAAGUUCGUUCUGGAGAAGGUGGAGGAGGUGAGCGGGAAGUUCGGUCCGUCGGAGACGCACAUCUUCCCGGUACAGAACUACUCCCGCCAGUCCGCCCUGGACACCAAGGUAGACAUCCUGGCCCUGGAGGCCAUGGCGCAGAUCCUCGGCUUCGCGGACGACUAUCUGCAGAACAACCUUCCCAAGAUCUGUUUAACUGAAUCUGUUUAACUGUUAGGUGUUUGUCUGUGCUUUUGUACCAGGAUUUCCUGAAAAACAGGCCAGAGUGGCCUGA